Molecule: messenger RNA, 3163 nt
Organism: Cloeon dipterum
Lineage: Eukaryota; Metazoa; Arthropoda; Insecta; Ephemeroptera; Baetidae
Product: E3 ubiquitin-protein ligase KCMF1-like
Exons: 7
Coding region: 174-1748 (524 amino acids)
Biological process (GO): synaptic signaling
Cellular component (GO): plasma membrane
Molecular function (GO): zinc ion binding
Source: RefSeq, a predicted model, not a curated record
AUUCUCCUCGGAGCUUGCCCCACCAAUGAGGAAGGAAGAGCUCAUUGCGAAAUGGAGGUCUAUGUCAUCUGUAAAUGCACAUCGCACUCUUAAUGUCGUGAUUAUUUAGACAACGGUCGUUCUCUUCUCCAACCUGAUAGACUUAAAAAUUACGACUAACCGCUGGAUUAACUAUGUCUCGCCAUGAAGGUGUAAGCUGUGAUUCUUGCCUUAAAGGAAAUUUCCGGGGACGGCGUUACAAAUGCCUAAUUUGCUACGACUACGACCUGUGUGCUACUUGCUACGAGUCCGGGGCAACCACUACCAGGCACACGACAGACCACCCGAUGCAGUGCAUCCUAACACGCUCCGACUAUGAACUGUACUAUGGUGGCGAAGGUCUGAAUGUAGAGCAACCUCAGGCAUUUACCUGCCCUUUCUGCGGCAAGCAGGGCCUCACUGAAGCUACCCUGCAGGAGCACGUCACGGCGGAACAUGCAGACAUCACUUUUGAAGUCGUUUGUCCCGUUUGUGCAUCCCUUCCGGGAGGUGACCCAAACCACGUUACUGAUGACUUCGUUGCUCACUUGACCUUGGAGCACAGAAGUGGGCCUCGAGAUCUCAUUUCGUUCCUCGAUGAGCCCUCUGUGACACGUCAUGGUGGCGUUAGGAGAAUCCCACACUCGUCCCGAGGUGGCUCGGGAGUACCUCGAGCUAGACGGUCCAAUAUGCACUUUAGCUCUUCGGGAGGAUUAUCAGCUUUAUCGCCCUCUAGCAGGGACGUAGAUCCAAUCGCAGAAUUAUUAUCGCAACUGUCAGGAGUACGAAGGUCUGCGGCUGCAGCUUCUUCGAUGGCGAAUUCAAACGGCUCUUCAAGCUCUGUGGGUUCGACACCCUCGCAGUUGCAGCAGCUUCAGAUUCAAUUGCAGCUUGAGCGGCAGCAGGUGAGGGCUGCCAGACAACAAUUGGAGCGACUGCCUAGGAGGUCGCAGGCUGCCUCAAACGGUGCUACAGUAGGGUUAGCUGUGAAUCCGCUCACAGUCCUUGGGGGUGCAAUGGCUGGAUUGACUGCCGCAAAUCAAGCUGCCACCUUGGGAGGGGAUCAAACUUGUGUGGCUAGUCAGACGUCGACAUCGCAAAGCAAUUCGCAGUACAUACUUGGCAGGUCGUCCGAGUGCCAAAUAUCAGAGGAGGAACUUCAUUCCAUGGAGGAAACCCGCGCCGAGCAUAGUCUGUUUGCCCAAGAACUGUUACUCUCUUCACUGGCCGAUAUGAGUCUCCAAGACUGCGCGGCGGGCGCCGCCUCGUUGCCGCUGCUGACCCAGCAGCAGCAGCGACCGGCCAGCCUGCAGCACUCGCAGCAGCACUCGCUGCACCAGCAGCAGCCGCCGCAAACGCAGCCGAGUGCGAGCAGAAGCAGCCGGAGCAGCGCCGAGCAGUCGCGGGGCCAGCAGCAGGUGCCGCCGGCGCCGCACGCGCACCACCACAAGCAGCAGCAGCCGCAGCAGCAGUGCGCCAAGCCGGCGACGACUGUGCGGAGCUCGAAGCAAACGCCUCCCCCCAUGUGUAUAUUGCCAACCCAGCCUCCUGUGAUGAUGAUGACGACGGGCACGGGCACCAUCCGAGAGGUGCCGCCGCCACCGCAGUCGGCGGCGCGCAACCCGGCUAGCAGCGGCGCCGCGCUCAGCUCGCAAGCGAGCAGCGUGCGCAGGAAACCCAUCCGGCAAAGCGACCCGAGGAACCAACCGACCGAUCCGCCGCCUCGCUAACACGAGCUUUAACACCCGCCCACACAAAUUUCGGAUCGUAGUUUGAUUGUUUGGUUGAUUGAUUGGUAUAGGUGCAAACGAACAAGCCGUGUUUGUUGCAAGGAAAGAUGCUAUGUUGGUUCAUUAUGAUUAUUAUUAUUACUCUCCUUCAUUAAUUGCUACCACUACCGCUGCUGCCGGAGCUGUCCCGGAACGAAUCAUGUACACAACACACUCACUCGCUCUCCCCCUUGUAGUGACCAGUCUGUGCGUCUAGCCAGACUGCGCGGUUUGAUGGAAACGACCUGAUACGAAUGUGCAUGCAAUCUGAAUGUGCUGUUGUAGAGUUCAUGGUGGGAGUCGUGUUUUUAGUCCUACGCAGCCCAAUCCACUGUUCUCUUUUUCUUAAAAGUUGUGAUACUGUAUGCUGUUUAGUUAGUUAGUUUUUCCCGAAUCUAUUUUGCUCACUCCCCGUCAAACCGUGAACGCGCUGACAAGGCGAGACGUCCAUGCAUUGGUUUCGACACCACGAAAAAGCUGCACGAAUAUUUUCCAUCACCAGUGUCUUUUGAUUGAAAAACAGCGAAAAUCAUGAUUAAAUUUAAUACACGUCUAAAAAGAAAUCAUCAAAAGAAUAAAUUGUAACAACUCUCAUAAGAAAGGUUUAAAAUUUUAAUGAUCACGCAACACACACUAAUAGAUAUUAUUAUAAUGGUAAAAUGUACCCCAGUUAAUAACCAAAAAAGAAAGUGUUAUAUUAUUGAUUUAGCCACACUAGUUGUAAGCUUCAAUGUUUAAGAAGAUUCAUGAAGAGCCCACAGUUUGAGUUUCACACUCGGGACUAAAAUCAUCUGCUUUGAGUAUUGUUUGAUGCCUACUUAGAUUCAACCAACUUCCCAUCCUCACAGACGACUGCUGACGGAUUCUUGAGCUAAUGAAUUUUGUGUUUUUUGCUUUUUGUCAUCAUUUGCUGUAAUCUAUUUGCCUGUUAGACACUGGUGUUCCUAUUGAGAUAAUUGAUUUGAACUGUUUGAUCGCGAGUUGUUGCAAAUGAGAGCAAUUGUAUGAAUUAAAUCUUCAAACUUCAGUGCAUGAUGUGUGUUUGUAUAAAACUCAUUAUAUACCGCGGGGACUGUUAGCAAAAGAAGAGAAAACAAACACGCGAGAGAAAGUGUUUUCCAUGGAAAUAAUCUUUCAGAUAAAAAUUAACGAUAAAUUAAUGCUAAAAACCUUCAACUCCACCUUGAUAUUUUUAAUCAGCUCCUCCCAUUUCGAUCACCGUGAUGCUGAAGAGAAAAUUUUGAAUUCUGGGUUUAGAUUUCGGGGACUUAAUUGUGGUUUCACCUGCUGAAAAGAUGUACAUAUAUAGAUAUCUAUUAUUUCAAGAUAAAAAAUUUGGUCUAAUUUUAAGAUGCAAAUAAACUGCCUGAAAGUCA